Saccharomyces eubayanus is the source of this 2514-nucleotide messenger RNA. RefSeq names its product putative AAA family ATPase RIX7 (gene RIX7). Gene Ontology annotation, biological process: ribosome biogenesis. Gene Ontology annotation, cellular component: nucleus. The record is from RefSeq and is a predicted model, not a curated record. Gene Ontology annotation, molecular function: preribosome binding; ATP binding; RNA binding. The coding region runs from base 1 to 2514 and encodes 837 amino acids. The transcript has a single exon. NCBI's taxonomy places the organism in Eukaryota, Fungi, Ascomycota, Saccharomycetes, Saccharomycetales, Saccharomycetaceae.
AUGGCCAAAUUAAAGUCAAAAAAGAGUUCAUUAACUGGAUCGCUAGACAACAAGAUCGUUGAUCUUAUCUACCGUCUCUUGGAAGAAAAAACUUUGGAUAGAAAAAGAUUAUCGAGACAGGAGAGCCAAGGGGAAGAAGGCGAUAAUAACGAGGACAAGGAAGAUGAAGACGUAUUUGAAUCGAUGUUUUUUGCCAAAGAUUUAACAGCAGGCGAGAUCUUUACCUUUUGUUUAACUAAGGAUUUGUCGCUUCAAAGAGUGAAAAAAGUUAUCUUACAAAAGACCAUCGAUCGUAUGCUCAAAGAUGUCAUUGAAUCAGAGCUUGAAGAGUUCGGUUCUUAUCCCGGGUACAACAAGGAAGAAGAAGACAAACCUAGCUUCGAAGAAGAACUUGCUAAGAAGAACAUGAUGAUCGAUCAAGAUACAAACGAGAUGAAUAAACGUAUUACUAGUUUAUGGUCCAAACCAGAAUCCAUCACAGAGCCUGUAACAGGCGCAGAUGAUGCGAAACCUGAAGAAGUUAAAAAAUCAAAGAAAAGGUCCAAAGAAGGUACAUGCAAGGUAAAACGUCAAAAGGUCAAAGAAGAUAGAACCCCUCCUAAUUCGUCUUUGAAAUCCCUAGGUGGUAUGGAUGAUGUUGUUGCGCAACUUAUGGAACUCAUAGGUUUACCGAUUCUUCAUCCAGAAAUAUUUUUAUCAACAGGUGUGGAGCCACCUAGGGGUGUUCUGUUACACGGCCCACCUGGUUGCGGUAAAACAUCCAUUGCUAAUGCAUUGGCCGGAGAAUUAAAAGUUCCCUUUAUUUCUAUAUCUGCACCUUCGGUUGUUAGUGGUAUGUCAGGUGAAAGUGAGAAAAAAAUUAGAGAUUUGUUUGAUGAAGCCAAGAGUUUAGCACCAUGCCUAAUUUUCUUUGAUGAAAUAGAUGCCAUUACACCCAAACGUGAUGGUGGCGCCCAAAGAGAAAUGGAAAGGAGAAUCGUCGCUCAGUUGCUGACCUCAAUGGAUGAACUUACGAUGGAAAAAACAAAUGGAAAACCGGUUAUUAUUAUAGGUGCCACAAAUAGACCCGACUCAUUGGAUUCUGCCUUAAGAAGGGCUGGCCGAUUUGAUAGAGAAAUAUGUUUGAAUGUUCCCAAUGAGGUUUCAAGACUUCACAUUUUGAAGAAGAUGUCGGACAAACUGAAAAUAGAUGGCACCAUUGAUUUUGCUAAGUUGGCAAAAUUAACUCCAGGGUUUGUCGGGGCUGAUUUGAAGGCUUUAGUUACUGCCGCUGGUACAUGUGCCAUUAAGAGAAUUUUCCAAACUUAUGCUAAAAUACAAUCUCCACCGAGUACAACAGCGGUUUAUUCAGAGGAAGAUAAGAUGGAAAUCGAUGACGCCACGAAUGAGGACGAAUCCAGCUUGAGAAAUACUGCAAACAUGAUUGAUCCGUUGCCUCUCUCUGUAGUUCAGCAGUUUAUUCAUAACUAUCCAGAACCUCUAACAGAUGAUCAGUUAUCAUUAUUGUCGAUCAAGUACGAAGAUUUUUUGAAAGCCUUGCCAACAAUUCAACCAACAGCAAAAAGAGAGGGGUUUGCCACAGUCCCAGAUGUUACUUGGGCAAACGUUGGUGCAUUACAAAGGGUAAGAAUUGAACUAAACAUGGCUAUUGUCCAACCUAUCAAGAGGCCAGAACUUUAUGAAAAGGUAGGGAUUAGCGCUCCUGGCGGUGUUUUAUUAUGGGGACCACCAGGUUGUGGUAAAACAUUAUUGGCAAAAGCUGUUGCUAAUGAAUCUCGUGCAAAUUUCAUAUCCAUCAAAGGUCCGGAAUUACUCAACAAAUACGUCGGUGAAUCUGAAAGAUCUAUCAGGCAAGUUUUCACCAGAGCAAGGGCCUCUGUACCGUGCGUUAUUUUCUUUGAUGAAUUAGACGCGCUGGUACCAAGAAGAGACACCUCAUUAUCUGAAUCUUCUUCAAGAGUUGUCAAUACCUUAUUAACCGAAUUAGACGGGUUAAAUGAUAGAAGGGGCAUUUUUGUGAUCGGUGCAACAAAUAGACCUGAUAUGAUUGAUCCUGCUAUGUUAAGACCUGGUAGAUUAGACAAGACUUUAUUUAUUGAACUACCUAAUACGGAAGAAAAACUUGAUAUUAUUAAGACAUUGACCAAAUCACAUGGAACACCGUUAAGUGACGAUGUCGAUUUUGACAAGAUUAUCAAGGAUGAGAAGUGUAACAACUACUCAGGUGCUGAUUUGGCUGCUUUAGUCAGGGAAAGUUCGGUCUUGGCCCUGAAAAGAAAUUUUUUUAAAAAUGAAGAAAUUCAAUCCGUCCUUGAUAAUGAUUUGGACAAAGAAUUCGAAGAUUUAUCCGUAGGAAUAUCUAACGAAGAAAUCAUUGUGACCAUGUCUGAUUUCCAAAGUGCAUUAAGAAAGAUCAAACCCUCAGUGAGUGAUAAAGAUAGACUGAAAUACGAUAGACUAAACAAGAAGAUGGGUCUAACGGAGGAAAUGAAGGAUGCGGAGGAAAAUAAAUGA